CUCGGGCAGGUGUCAAUGUUUACAACUUUGAUGAGAGGAUGAACGAACUAUCCGUCAGAAAAAAACAACAACCACAAAAGAGAAUUGUGGGAACAGGAAUCAGCAAUAAUGUCAGUGAAGCAUGCCAAGCCUAACUUCAGCCAGUCUCAGGUGGCUGAGAUUGUGAAGAGGCUGUUCAGACUGACAGCAUCCGAAAUUCGCUCGCUGCCGAGCUACGAUGACCAGAACUUCUACGUGGCGGCCAUGGAGGGUGGCGAGUACGUCCUGAAGAUAAUGAACUCAGAGGACAGUAAGAACCCCGCGCUGAUCGAGGUGCAGACGUAUGCCAUGUCCUUCCUGCACCAGAAUGGACUUCCUGCCCAAACAGCUUUGCCCACCACCUCAGGGAAGCUCUUGAGCUUGGAAGAAAUGGAUUGUGGGUAUGGCUGUCAGACUUAUCUGGUGCGGCUGUUGACUUAUUUGCCUGGAACCACUAUUUCCAAGGCUCCUUUAACACCAGAGUUACUGUAUGAAACCGGCAAGACGGCUGCCAGAAUGGACACAAUCCUACAAAAGUUGGAGCACCCUUAUCUUAGCAUGCUGGAGAGAGAGAAGUUCAUAUGGAGUCUGUCAUGUGUUCACCUCCUGGAAACAUACAUUCAUGUAUUAGAUGGAGAUCCUCUUCAGGACGUUGUGAAGUCCGUCAUUCAUCAGUACAAGACCUGUGUGGUCCCCAAACGCUCCAGUUUCCGCAAGUGCAUUAACCAUGGCGACUUCAAUGACCUGAAUGUGCUGGUGCAACCUGAUGAGAGUGAGAGCUACAGGAUUUCUGGCAUCCUUGACUUUGGGGACAUGAACAGUGGCUAUUACAUCAAUGAGCUAGCCAUCACCAUCAUGUACAUGAUGACGGAGCACCCUAAACCUGUAGAGGUGGGUGGACCCAUCCUCGCUGGCUGGGAGAGUAUCCUUCCCCUCAACGAGGCAGAGAAAGAUUGUCUCUAUGUGCUGGUGCUGUCCCGCUUCUGCCAGUCAUUUGUUUUAGCUCGUCAUGCCGUUUCCCUGCAUCCAGAAAAUGCAGAGUAUCUGAUGAUCUCAACCAGGAAGGGCGUAAACAUCCUUCAUCAUCUCUGGAAGCUUGGAAAGGAGCAGGUGGAGAAUAUAUGGUUUCAGAGCGCUGCUCAGUUUAGUGACAGAAAGUGAGAACUGUAUAAAGAAAGCCAUUCACAAAUUUUAUCAGGGUGAUUCCGCUGAGCCUUUUGUCCAGAUCAAGUAUAAUUUUAAUUUCAUUACUUUAAAUAAUGCACAUUUUACUCUUGAGAUUCAAAAAUAUUGAAGUACGAAUGCUGCAGUGUGUCUGAAUCAGAGAAAGGUUGAGUGGCAAAAAACUGUAUGCAAGAAGAGGUCAUGAUACUCAAUAACAAUGGAUCCUCCAGUGUAAAAGCAAAAAAGUUAUUAAAAUAACUAACUAACUUUGGCAAAUGCUGUACAGUGAGUAGUUUCUUAAGCAACCAUAUUUGACCAAUCAUUAUAUUUAAGAAACUGGAUCAUGUUUAAUAAGUGCCUAAAGUCAUCAGGGUUUAUACACUUUAAUGGACUUGUGUACCUUGGUAAUUGUCUGUAUUCAUGCAUUACACUACUCUGAAAUCACUCCUUAAUUACUGCAGAGUGCAUUAUAUUUACUGCCAUUUUAUUUGAGUGUCCAUAUUCUGUAAUUGUAUGCUCUAUACUGUACAGUGCUCUCAAUGCAAUGGUCUACAUUUUAUAGAUUCAAAAAUGAACACUACAGGUUUCAGGUUGUGGUCCUCAUGGAAUACAUGGGUGCCUUGUAUCAAAUUGUCCUUUCUUCUGUAUGUUUGUACAGUGCAGUAGGCUACAGUGUUUCCUCUGUGACGGAUCUUAUGCUGACAAGCGAAUAUCAUGUCGUUUGCCAAGCAAAAAUGCAUUUAAUGUUCAGGUCACAUGUCAGCUAAAUUGCAAUAAUGUCUUGCUGUACGGAUUGAUGUGCAUACAAGACUUUGGUGCAGUAUGUCUCUGUUUCAGUGGGAAAUCUAGCUCAACUUCCAGAAUGUGUUUUUAAUGCUGAAUACUUUUAUACUGUGAUCUCAAUGAAGAAAAUAACUCCUCCUUAAA
Molecule: messenger RNA, 2109 nt
Organism: Dicentrarchus labrax (European seabass)
Lineage: Eukaryota; Metazoa; Chordata; Actinopteri; Moronidae
Gene: hykk.2
Product: hydroxylysine kinase, tandem duplicate 2
Exons: 5
Coding region: 109-1179 (356 amino acids)
Molecular function (GO): amino acid kinase activity
Source: RefSeq, a predicted model, not a curated record